AAAUAUCACUUAAUGUGAAAGUCAAUCCUUUUAGAGUCAAUGGAACAUCAACUUGCACCCAUUCUUUCUGAAAUCCCUCCGACAGUGCCAGUUAUCAAUGGAGAUCCCAUGUACCCUAUAGAGUCUCACCUUCUGGAUCCCAGUACCAUGGCUGCAUAUACUAGUUACCCACAGAUCGUGACUCAGCCCAAGAUGCCUUCUUGUCCCCAAUACUGGAAUCAUAUUGUAUUCGUUCACGUUAACCCUGGAGAGAUCCUUACCAUAAAGGCUGAUGACGGGUCCAUUCAAAACAUUCAAGGUCCUGCUGACGUACCUCUCAUAGCACCAACUGGUAAUUUGCCACCAAUAUACCUUCCUCCUGGUUACAUAUCUCAGGUGGUGGAAGAAAACGGAAUUGAAAAAAUUAUCAUCGUGCCUCAGACACUUGACUGUCACGUGCCUCUGGUAGCUCCUGUGCAACAGCCCUGCAUAACAACACCAUCACUCACGUACUCACAGCCCUCUCAACUUCUGUAUCCCCCAACUCAGGUGGAAUUUCCAAUAGCUUUCAUCCAAGACGCUGUUCCACAGCCGCUGCCACCACCUCCACCACUACCGCCACUGCCACUGCUACCACCACCGACAUCAUUUCUAUACCAGGAGCAUCUCGAAACCUAUCCUCCCGGAAGAGCACAUCACAACCAAUUUGACGAAAAAACUAUUAAAAUGGGAGACUAUUCAAGGAAGAAAAUGAGAGAUCGCCAAUUUGGUGACCAGAAGACUAGCUCCACGCUUAAUGACACCCCCUUGCUCCUGAACAAAGCCGCUGACGUGUCUGGUACUUCUGGUACUCUCUGUCCUUAUACUGUGGCUACUGCUCCAGUCACUCACACUGAUAACACCACUUCAGACACUUCCACGACUGACAAUACUCCAAGAAACAGCAUGGUUGACAGUCCUCCAGGCAUUAGCAGUAUUGACAAAAUCACUAGUUCCUCUGACCAUGCCCCUAGCACUUCUACCUCAAACACUACUUUUUGCUCUGACAUCAAUAACAGCCCUCCAGGCCCUUCCAGAAGUAGUUGCAAUCCAGACACCUCUUAUAAAACUCACAAAUCAUCGGAUACUUACAGUUCUCCGAGCUAUGCUUCCAAGAAUGCACACAACACUUCCAUCUCUGACAAUGCUCAUAUCCCCUCUUCGAUUAAUAAUGCUCUCAGACCUUCUGGUGCUGCCAACAUUUCCAACAAUACCGGGGCUUAUACUGAAAACAGUCAUGGAAAGAGAGAGAAUAAUAUGGGAGGUGGAGACAAUAAGCAAGUAUCAGGUGGAAAACAAAAGAAGAGUCAGUCGUCAAAUGCAGCUCUAAAAGAACACAAUGUAGAAUGCAGAACACAGCCAUGCUCUUUCAACAUUGAAAAACCUGUGGUUUCUAAUAUUCAAACAAGAUCUGCUACUGUUUCAUGGACUCUGAAUAGUACUGAAAUACAUGAUACUAAUUCUCCUAUGACAUUUGAAUUGGCACUGUCUAGCAAUGGUAAAAAUGGAAUCUAUAAAAAAAUUUAUACUGGUGAUGAAGUUACUGUACCUCUACAUGAUCUACAACCUUGCAAGGUCUACUUUUUAAGAGUUACAAUCAUAAAAGACGCAGAACACAGAAGCGUGUCUGAAGUGGUUAGCUUUACAACACCAGGCUGUGAACCAGACGCUCCUCUUGCACCCACACUGAUUAACAGAACCAAGAACAGCUUGAAUUUACAAUGGAAAGGUUGCAAUGAUAAUGGAUCCAAAAUAAGUGGCUUUCUUUUGGAAUGGGAUGAGGGUAAAGGUGAAGACUUCAAAAGCUGUUACACCGGGCCCAUGAAACAGCACAAGAUCUGUAAACUGAGUGCUUCUACAAAGUAUUCAUUCAGAUUAGCUGCCAAAAAUAACUUCGGCUUCAGUAAUUUCAGUGAAAUAGCAGUCUUCUAUACAUCAGGAAACACACCUCCAGCACCACUGCCACCUAAGUUGAAAGAAGCAGGAGCCCACAGUUUGUCGCUAGAAUGGUGUGCGCCAACAAACCCAAACCCAAAUGACACUCUUACUUAUGUGCUAGAGAUGGAGGAAGCAAAAUCUAAAUUGGGUUUUAAACCUAAAUACAAUGGAGAAGACCUCUCCUGCACACUAAGAAAUCUUCAGAGAAAUACUACAUACAAGUUUCGGAUUUUUGCCUACAAUCUGGAAGGAAGAAGCAAUUCCAGUGGAGAAGUGAAAUACAGUACUCGUCCAGCUAGGCCUGGAUGCCCUAAAAAUCUGUAUGUGGUGGGAGCAAUCCAUGCACACCAAGUGAAAAUUGGAUGGGAUUCACCCAAAGAUAAUGGUGGAGCGAACAUUUCAAGUUACAUCUUAGAAGUUAAUCAAAAUUCAGAUGAUGCGAAUCUCUGGAACAUAAUCUACAAAGGCACUCUACAGGAAUUUCUGUAUGAUAACCUCCAACCAGACACCACAUAUAAACUGAGAGUCUUUUGCGUUUCACCUGAAGGACAAAGCCAGCCUUCAGAUGUUUUGACAAUUCAGACACCAACUCUUCCUCCUGAGUCUUGUCAACCACUGCCCUUAAAUGGCAAAACCAAACGCAAGAAGGCCAACCUUCUCGUUGGCAAUCGCUCUGUUAAUGGGAACUUGGAAACACUUGUGUGUGGCAAAAAAGGAAAUGGUUCUCAACAUGACAAAAAGGAGUGCCCCAGCUCUGAAAAGAAGUGUGCACUUGGAUCUCAUUCAACGAAGUGUGGAGCUGUCCCCGCCCGGCACCCUCCUUCUCAGUGUGGUACACCUGUGCUAACCUGCAAGGGUCCAACCUGUGUUAUUGUCAGUUGGGAAAUGCCUAAAUGCAAUGGCGCUGAAAUCACUGAUUACCGACUGCAGUGGGGGCAGGCUAAAGAUUCCAUGCAUUUCCUCUAUACUGGCCCUUGUUUGCGCUAUGAAGUUAAAGGUCUUAUUCCAGCAACCACAUAUUUUUGCAGAGUGCAGGCUGUAAAUAUAGUUGGGGUUGGAAUGUUUGGAGGAACUGAAAAAGUAACUACACCUGCAACUGUACCAGCAGUAGUUCCAAUGUUACAAGAAGUUGAAAACAAAUUGCCUGCCAAAAUGUCAUCAACUUGCAUAGCUAUCGAGUGGGAGGAGCCAGACUGCCAUGGCUCUCCAAUCACAGGAUAUAACAUUGAAUAUGGAGAUAAAAAAAUAUUAACUGUUGAUAGAGUAACAGAAUAUGUCCUGAAAAAUUUACAACCUAAUACUACAUACAGAAUAAGGAUUCAAGCUAUCAAUCAUUAUGGACUAAGCCCUUUUAGCCCAUCAAUAAGAAGCAAAACCAAACCACUACCACCAGACCCUCCACACCUUGAUUGUGUUGUCUAUGGAAACCAUAGUCUCAGACUCAAAUGGGGCACUCCCUCAAGCAAAAAACCAUUUGCCAACUUAAUAAGCUACAACUUAUUAAUGGAAGAUCGAUCUGGCAGAUUUUCUAUCAUUUACUAUGGGACUGAUCUAACUCACAAAGUGCAAAAAUUAAGUGAAUAUAAAAAAUACAAGUUUAAAAUCCAGGCAUGUAAUGAAGCUGGUGAGGGACCAGAGUCUGGCAUCUACACAUUCACUACUACAAAAACCCCACCUGGUGCACUUAAAGCACCUAAAUUUCAUCCACUGAGUAACAACAGUUGUGAGAUCAAAUGGGAUUCCAUGAAUCCAAUUAAAGGUGAUCCCAUUGUUUACUGUCUUCAAGUCACCAAUGGGAAAAAAGCUGAACAGAUUUACAAAGGGCCGAACACUUCCUUUUCCUUUUCCAACUAUCUUGCCAAUACACGAUAUCGCUUCAAGGUCUGUGCUGGACGCCAAUAUGAAGAUGCCGAUGGUAUACAAGAGCUCUGGGGGCCAUAUAGCCCCAGCACACUUUUCUCAACUUACAAGCAUCAGUCUGGGCACGGCAAAGGCAGUGGAGGUAAAGGGAAAGGGCACCACAGCGAGAAAGAUGAAAAGUACAAGGCAGAGAUGAGUGACGAUACCUUUGUCCUGAUCCUUCUGGUCGGAUUUGCACUUAUUGCUGUUUUGUGUGCUGUUGCAAUUCAGUACUUCCUGAUCAACUAGCCUAUCCUUUUAGGA
Messenger RNA from Acomys russatus (golden spiny mouse), 4119 nucleotides. Its product is annotated as fibronectin type III domain containing protein 3C1-like. NCBI's taxonomy places the organism in Eukaryota, Metazoa, Chordata, Mammalia, Rodentia, Muridae. The coding region runs from base 40 to 4104 and encodes 1354 amino acids. The transcript is spliced from 26 exons. Gene Ontology annotation, molecular function: protein binding. The record is from RefSeq and is a predicted model, not a curated record.